CGCGAAGCUAAGGAAACCACCAUUUUGGAAGGAAGCGGUUAGAAGUUGUAUUGGGUUAGGAUUUGUUUUAGUCGUGGAGCGUGGCCGUCCCUGCUUGAGCUCCGGAAUGCUUGGCGAGCGAGUAGCCGACUUGUUUUGAGAUGAUUCAUGCUGUGUGUAAGCCAAGAUACUUUGAAAAUCUGGAUAUCUCAGUAGCCGAGCCCUCUUCUAAAAGGAUGAAAUCUACAGAAGAGCCUUAUGGUAAAUCCUAUGAUGGAUUACAAACACUUCAUGAGGAAAUACAUAUUAAAAAAACCCAUUCUGGCUUUAUUCCAUUGUCGCUAUCUGACGAUGAUGAAGAAGAGGAGGAAAAAGAGAGAGAGAGAAAGGAAGAAGUGUUAAACUCAUUUAACCAAGUACCUUCUGGUCAAACACCAAGUUCCACAGAAUGUUCAAGUUUAAUAAACAAAACUGAAAUUAAAGGAAAUGAUUAUUCUUUUGUUACUGACAACAGCAAUGUAACUCAUAAUGGAGAUAACAAUUUCAUUAAUGAACAUAAGAAUAAAGGGGAGAUGGAAUUGUACAGCACAAGCAAAGAAUUUAUUGGGCCCAUUUAUAAAAAUGAAAGUAAUUAUGAACAUAAACAAAAGCAAAAGUGUAUUGAAAACAACUGCUCGAAGAGAUCAAAUACUUUUACUAGUAGAAAUUCUCAGAAAGAAAUAGUGCAAGCUAUCUUCUGUGAUAUGCCAAAAAUAGAAGAUGAAUUGUCACAGUUCUACAGGGAAAUUGAUCAGCUUGAAAGUAAUGAAAGUUGUCUGGAUACACAUUUACAGGGGACAGAAGCAAAUCCACCUCAUCCACCUCUGGACUGUAGUAAAUCAAAUCAAGUCAUUUAUUUAAAGUCUCAAGAAUUAUCUCAUAAGACAUUACUUAAGAGUAAUGAGGGACAUUGUUUUUAUAAUGAAUCAAAUGGUUAUAAAACUGGCAAAGACCAAUACAUUUGUAAUGAUACAACUGGUCACAGAAUUGGCAUGGAACAAAGUGAACAUGGAAGAAAUGCAUGGGAAACCAAACAACCGUGUAAUAAACAAGGUUCUAGAUUCUGGAAUGAUUUUGUACCUCAGUUUAGGCAUAGUGGGCCACAGACCCAUCCAUUUGUAAUACCUUACAACCCACCACAUCAAUUUACUGCUCACUUUAAUUUUCAUGACUCUAAUUCUUCAUCACUUUGUUCAGAUGGUUUCAAUUCUUCAAAUACAGAAUUUAAAAAAAUUAACAUGAACAGUUCAGACUUUGAUCAAAGUAAUCCAUACAGUAAUCACUCCAAUAUUCAUAGUAUGCAUACAAUCAGAAAUGAAUGUAAUGUACCUGAUGGAUAUAUGUUUAAUGGUUUCUGUGAAACUCAAGCAAAUUGGAAAAACACUAAAGCUCCCAAUUUUGAGGACUCAAACAAUGUUCCCCAACAGCAUUCUCAGGACAAAUAUGUGUUUAAAAAGCGACUUUUAAUAUUAAGAGGACUUCCAGGCUCCGGAAAGACAACCUUAUCUCACAUUCUCCUCGGUCAGCUUUGUAAUGGCACUGUAUUCAGUACUGAUGAUUACUUCCAUCAGAUCAAUGGAUGUUGGACCUAUAAUGUUUCUCAGCUUGGUGCUGCUCAUGAGUGGAAUCAAAAUCGAGCAAAAGAAGCAAUGGAUCUAGGAAGAUCCCCAAUUAUUAUAGACAACACAAAUACACAAGCCUGGGAAAUGAAGCCUUAUGUAAAAGCGGCUCUAGAAAAAGGCUACCAUGUGGAAUUCCAUGAACCAGAUACAUGGUGGAAGUUUAAUCCCGAAGAACUAGAAAAGAGGAAUAAACAUGGGGUUAGUCGUGAGAAGAUUGUGCAAAUGCUGGAAAGAUAUGAAUAUCAAAUCUCAAUACCCAUUGUCAUGAAUUCAGUGCUUCCUUUUCAUAAAACUUCACAAAGACCAUAUUUACAAAGAAGACAGAGGUGGGGAGACAGUUUAGUCUCUUGGAAUACUUUUAAUGUAUCACAUAAACAAGGAUAUAUUUAAGGUCAAUUUUCUUUAUCAAUAUUAGGUUGCAAUAUACACAGAGUUAAAUCUAUUGAAAAAACUUAAUUCCUUGUUGAUCUGUUUUAAAUAAUCAGUUAAUUUCUUUUGUGACUAAAAUAGGUUUAAUGUAGAUUAAAUAUCUUGGAAUUAUUUAUAAAAAUGUAAAUGUUUAAUAUUAAAAUGUUAAAUACUUUCACAUUUUAUAUUUGUACUAAUCUUGAUUUUACUGAAACUUGCGAUAAUGCAGAUACAUUAAUCACUGAUUUUUAGUGCAACAUUUUACUUAUACCACAAACUGCUGAGCAGUUUCUUUUUCUCAAUAGAAUAUCAUGAAUUUUUAAUAAACAAAUAACAGUAGGGUAACUUUUAAUAUAGGAAUUAUAUUUGAACUAUUUUUUUUUCUGCUUUUAGUAGCAUCUCAAGUUCUGCAUAUCUAUUGAUAACAGAUAUAAUUAUGAAGCUUAUUCAUCAAACAUUGACAUUCAGCUGAAGUUCUUAUGUUUCCAUUUUCUGAUCUGUACAGAAUUUUAUCUGCAAGUUGUAAGUUGCAAAAGUGGUAGCAAAACUGCAGUUAAAAUCUGUGACUUUGAAUAUCAGCAUGCAGCAUGCGGUUUGUAUUCUUACAAAUCGGUUUUCACGUAGAAUUAUCAAAUUCUAAAUCCACAUUAUUAUGGUAUGUUAAAUGUGCCUUUUGAUAUGGGUGCAUAAUUUCCUUACAAAAGAAUGAAUACAUUCAAAUAUGUUGAAAAUGUGAAACUGACAUUACUUACACCAUAUUACAUUUGGCUAGGAUUAUAAUAUAUACAAUAUCCAGUUCAUGAUAGGUUUGUGGCAGAAUUCACGAAAGGUCUUUAUGCCAAUGCCAUAUAAUAAAUUGGAUGCCUCUUUUUGCAUGGUUUUAUAUUACUGCUUCAGCAAUCCGGUCUCAGUGAAAUUGAGUAUUACAUCAGGCUCCAUUUCUUCAUGGGAAUCUUUGAGAGUUAAAGAGUAGCAUGCCCUGUAAAGUUCCUAUAAGUUAUUAAGAACUAUUGGUAGAAAUAAUUUGGCCUUCAUGACUAAAUUUUUUUAAAAAAAUAAACUUAUGCAGUGCCUAAUAGCCAAGCUCAGUGAUGAAAUCUGAAAAAGUAAAAACAUUUAUUAAAGCAGCACCCCGAAAUACAAUUUAAAAACACGCUUCCAUACUAUUUCUAGAUAAUCAGAUUAUUAAUAGAAACAUUCACUUCGUCUCUCAUGUCUAGGCCGACAUGUUGUUUAUGAAUCUACUGAAUUGUAUAGAAAACUUUACUUAUAUUGUAUGAUUUUUUGUGAAACCUUCAGCAUUCCACCACAUGGAAUUAUACUUUGCUCUUUUAACAGUGAAUUCAAAUGUAGGGUAGGUAGAUCAUUCUACACCAGGAGUGUCAAACUGCUGGCCAACGGGCUGGACGUGUCAUCCGGAAGCCACGCCCACUCCAUUGCCGGCAAUGGCAAAACCAUCCCAAUAGGUUGCACAACAUCACACGACGUGAGUUUGACAUGUCUGUUCUACACCUACAGAACUCUUAUGACAACUUCACCCUCAGGUCACCCUCACCCUCAAUUUCCAAAUGUUCACCAAAGACCAUGUUAGCUGGGAAGGGAAAUGAAAUCAACACAUCUGUAGGGCUCCCAGAUUGAGGAAAGGUACCUCAUAAUGUGGAUGGAAUAUUAUAUUUAUUAGUUAAUACUAUAGCUAAAUGAUUUUUUUUUUCAACCGUCACAUUCGAGAACCCCAAAUCUCUUUAACUACAUGGUAAUAUCUGGCAAUAUUAUCUACUGAUGUGCAGUUUUGAGUAUCUUUUUUUUCUACAACUCUACUUUUUUUACUUUUUUAUUAUUUAUUAUAAGUUUAUACAAACAUAGUUUUCUGUGUCGUGUGUUUCUUUUUCUUUUAAAAAAUAAACACAUAGAGGAUUGACGCAUCAUGCAAAUGAGACUCAAAAUCCAGAUUGAAUUCUGGAUAUUUAUUAAUUUGUGUGUGUCCUAAUCAUUAAUGUAUUGCAAAAUAUGCAUGUUAAAAACUACUAAAUAGAAAUAAUUAAAAGAUAUUUUGGAUAA
This is a messenger RNA of Crotalus tigris (Tiger rattlesnake), 4106 nucleotides long. RefSeq names its product NEDD4-binding protein 2-like 2. The record is from RefSeq and is a predicted model, not a curated record. Gene Ontology annotation, cellular component: nucleus. The transcript has 6 exons. The coding region runs from base 141 to 2030 and encodes 629 amino acids. Lineage: Eukaryota; Metazoa; Chordata; Lepidosauria; Squamata; Viperidae. Gene Ontology annotation, molecular function: transcription corepressor activity. Gene Ontology annotation, biological process: negative regulation of transcription by RNA polymerase II.